CCAUGAAUCGGGGAUGGCGCUGUGUACAGUGGAAGCGAGUUAGCAGCCAAAGUUUGCAGAGCAGGCAGGAAAAGUUCGCCGGAGAGGGGACCCGUGAUUCCAACUUCUGCUGUCAUAUAACCUCCGGAGCUCCAGUGAAAACAUGCGGACUACGCACUCCAAUUAGCCGGGACUUCUUAUCUGUAUUGUGGAUGUGCUGGGUGACUUUCUCCCUGUCUUUCAAAGAUAACUGUUCACGCUCUGCUGUCCUCACUGCACGCUGUCGCUUCAAUGGACUAUGUUAUCACUGAGUGAGUAACAGAAAUUGAUUGUAUAAUUUCCUGACCUGCAGAUAGGCUAACUGUGGACAACACGCAUGACUUAACUUGUGCCAUGUAGUUUAGUCUUGGGUGUUAAAAAACAAUGAACUCCCCCCGUGACAAGGAGCUGACACCCUUACCUCGAAAACACCGACUCAUGGCUGCAGCUAUGCCCGGUGAGGACAGCCCUUUGCCCGGUAAUACUUCCAGGACUGAUCGGAACGGAUUAGGGGGACUAGUUCACUGUUUCAUUUGUGGAAGUGGAGUCACCCCAGGAAAGGAGUUGAGGCUACAAGUGACAUACCAAAAAGAAAGACUUCCGUUUUUCCCGUUUCUACAGAAUCAGGAGCCAGCCCCGGGCGCGUGUGAAGUGAGCCCGGAUGGACACACGCUGGUGUGCGCUGUGUGCCACUGCUUCCUGACGGAGCAGUGGAACUCCUUUGAACGGAGCAGGACGCCCAUUGAGAAGCGCAUGUAUUGGCUAAAACGACCCUACCAGUGUGACUCUCGACGGGUGCCACAGGAGUGGAACAUCUCCUAUGAUCUGGAGAGGAGAAUAAGUGUGGGCAGCCACUACGACGGGGGCGCAGAGUCUGAUUUCUCAUCUUUUUCUGAAAACGAGAACAUGUCAGACCAGGAGAUGGAUUUAGUCGACAGAGCUAGUGUAGGCAGAGAUAAGUACAUGAAAUCAUCUGCCAAAUCGCCAAGAGACAUUAGCAGGAAAAACAAUGUCAUCAGUGUUAAAAACAGCCCAGAUUCUCAGCGGGCAGUCCGCUACCCGGUGGGUGUUUAUGGGGCGCAGGGAUCGCCAAAAGCGGAGAGUGUUUUCUCCGCGAGGCGCGGAGCUAAAAUUAUGAAUAAUGUGUGUCAAUCAUCAGGAUCUCUGGCAAAGUCUCAGGAGAGAUUCCCUCCACGGUGCUAUGACAGUCCUCUGUCUGACACACCUGUGCAAGACAACGGGGUCAUUAUGCGCAACAGGCGCUGGUUGGAGGAGGGGAAUGUCAGACAUGCAGAGCAGCGUCACAUUCAGCGAGCUGCCGACAGCAGCUGUGCUUCAUCCAGACAUCCAUCUCUGCUGCACCGAGGGAGAGGCGAGGGUCACCCCACCACUGCACUGUCAUUUGUUGGCACUAAACGCAAUAUAGGUGCGAGCAGGGAGGCUCACUCUGACAACUCUGAUGAAGAUGAGAUUAACAUUACAAGUGAUGAUGACAUGUAUGAAAGCAAAGCGGGUCCAACUGCUCAACUUAGACCUGCAAAAGACCUCUCGGCAAGGAAGAGCUCCCAAAAAGUGAAUGACAAUCCUGAGGAUUGUGUGUGCUUCAUCUGUGGCUCUGGGCUCAGACAUGAUGGCAGAUUUAAAGUCAGUGUUCAGAAACAGGAGUGGGCACAGGGUGAGCCCUUCUUUCCCUUCCUGUGGCUUCACUCCCCGCCCAGAGGAGCAAUGCCCAUCAGUCCUACAGGUACCACUGUGGUGUGCGGCAGCUGCCACACCUCCCUCAUGCAGCAGUGGCAGAGCUUCCAGCUGGCAGAUGUACCUGUCCUCCAGCGACUAUAUGUUGUCCCCCUAAACCCGGCUGCUGGUCUCCCUCCAUCCCAGGAGGGAAAACCUCCACAGUCCAUGGAGAGCAUCACUGACCCCAGGGCUUCCCAGGAGGCAUGUUUCCUCUGUGGUCAGGAGUGUGCAGGGGAUAUGAGAGUAGCAUAUGCACAGGCUGGUGUAGGUAAAUCCCGCGGAGCAAUGUAUUUUCCUUUCAUCAACAUGCUGCCUUGCCCUCCUAAAGCCCAGGCAGUGAGGGACGGUCGUGUUCACUGCUGCCCACAGUGCCAUCACAUCCUGGAGGAGAUCUGGAGUGCGUACCGUCUCAGCCUCAGUGAGGACCUCAUCACCUCAGUCAGCUCCUUCCUGGUUAGGUACCAUACUGUCAUUGCAGCUGAGGGCUCUGGAGCAGCAAAUUCCCAGUCAGGUGUUCCCUGCCGCCCUAACAACUCUGUGUCAGUGUGUUACCUUUGUGGAGCUGAGCUGUGUGCGGGAGGAGAGUACCAACUUCAUGUCAACCCACCUGGUCGCUGUGGGGAGAGGGAACCUUUUUUCCCCUUUCUCACUGUGCAUCCUCCUGCUCCACGUGCAAAGCCGGUUGAUGCCACAGGCUUGGUGUCAGCUUGUAACCUCUGCUACCAUGACCUGCAUGCACAGUGGGCCCAGCAUGAAAGCAAGGGUCCUUCCAUCCUGUCUACCUCAAAUCUGUCCACUGCCACCCCUCCUCAGCCACCCAGCUCCCCAUGGGCCCGCCAGUACAGCUGUGAGGCAUUUGUGUGUUUCUUCUGCAGGCAGGAGCAGCGCAGGUUAGGAAGGCUGUGUGCUGUUACUGUGGCCAGGCUUCCUGUGUUCCUGUACGCACCUCGCAGUGCACGCACUCUCCUUGUGGAUGAUGGGAGGAAGCUGGUGAUUGGAUCAUGUGUGGAAUGUAAAGCUUUGGUACAGGUGGGACAGAGCAUGCAACAGGACAGGGAUCGACAUGGACAUGGAUCAUCAGAAGAGGAGAGGAAAGAACCAGAGUCUGCAUCCUCACAGUCUAGACAGAAGGUGGGGACUGUGAUUGAGAGUGCAGCUGGGUCUAGGAAGGACGCCGGCUCUGAGCCUUCACAGCCUGCAGGUGACCACACACUGUCUCACCCAGGGACAUCAGAGCCAGAGAAAGCUGACCGAGCUGAACGCCCAUCUUCCAGCAUGAGCCAUGAGCCAAAGUCACCAUCGUUAGGAAUGAUCUCUACGGCGACCCGUACCACGGCGACGGUCAGCCCCCUCACCCCGUCGCCUCUCAACGGCUCCAUCGUAGCCAAUGGAAGCCCGGCUAACCAGUCUGCUCACUCUGGAUUUGCUGCAGCCCUCCGUAAACUGGCUAAACAGGCCGAAGAACCUCGAGCUGCAUCUUCCAUCAGCAGUGAGUCCUCUCCAGUGUCAUCCCCGGCCACCAACCACAGCUCUCCAGUCAGUACGCCUAAGAGGGGUCCCCUCGGUCCAGGGCCUGUUCUGGUUCCCCCUACGGGCCACAGCGUGCCAAACACUCCACCUGUAGUCACCAUUGCUCCAACAAAGACUAGCAACGGCCUCUGGAGGACAGAGGGACGACAGGCUGACUCGGGGCCUCGUGGGACCAGCAGGGAACGUCUGGGUGGAGAGGGUGUCCUCUCCCAGGAGAAGGGUGGCCCCUCAGUCCCUGCUCAUCUCCUGGGAAACCCCUAUGCCUUUGGUCUCACCCCCGGUGCUGUCAUGCAGGAUUCACGUUUCCAGCCCCUCAAUUUGCCCAGACAGUUGCCUAAUGCAGUGCCCCCUGGUCCGGUACCAGAAGAGUACCUCCGUGGUUUCCGGCCCUACGCCACGACUGAGGAUGCCCUCCGCAUGCCCUCUUUGCCCCUGGGCCUGGACCCUGCCACUGCAGCUGCUGCAGCUGCCUACUACCACCCCAGCUACCUGCCCCACCCCUCCUUCACGCCAUACAGGAUGGACGACCCGUUCUGCCUCUCUGCUUUGAGGUCACCUUUCUACUCGCUACCAGCAGGGGGAGCUUUACCCCCCAUGCAUCCCUCUGUUCACAUGCACCUACAGGGGGUCCGCUACCCUGGAGACUUCACACACCCUUCACUGUCAGCACUGCAGUCUGAGAGGCUUCAGCUGGAGGAUGAGCUGCGGCAGAGAGAGCGGGAGCGCGAAAGGGAGCGAGAAAAGGAGAGGGAACGCGAGCUGGAGAGAGAGAAGGAGCGGGAGAGGGAACGAGAGCGAGAGAGGGAGCGAGAGAAGGAGCUUGAGAGGGAGAGGGAGCGUGAGCGAGAAAGAGAGCGAGAGAGGGAGCGGGAGAAGGAGAGAGAGAGGGAAAAGGAGCUGGAGAGACAGAAGGAGAGGGCACUGAGGGAAAAGGAGCUGCAGGCAUCCAAGGCCAUGGAGAGCCACUAUCUGGCUGAGCUCCAUGCCAUGAGGGGGCAGGAGGACCGAACCAAGCCUGAGAGGCUCACCCCAAAUCGGGCUGAUAAAACCAAAGAGCUCGCCCCCCCUGCUCCGAAACCAGUCCCCUCUGGGCUCCACUCUUCAAUGGUCCAAGCACAUCAUCCCAUCCCCGGUCUGAUUUCAGGCCACGGCCACUACAUGGGGCCCGGCGCUGUAGGGGCUGGGCUCUCUGCCUCACUGCUGGGUCCGAGGAACAAUGAGGAGGAGAGGUGGUUGGCCCGGCAACGUAAGCUGCGGCAGGAGAAAGAGGAUCGUCAGUACCAGGUGUCUGAAUUCCGCCAGCAGGUUCUGGAGCAGCACCUAGACCUGGGUCGGCCAGCUGACUCAGCAGAUCACAGGACAGACUCACACAGAUCCGUACCAAAUCACCAUGAACCAGGAAGCCGGGACCUCCACCCUCAUCUAGGUGCCCCUCCUCCCCUCAUUUCCCCAAAACCUCCUCAGCCUCUGCGGGACCACCACCCUCCGCCCCCCACUACCCUGUGGAACCCUGCAUCUCUCAUAGAAACAGCCACAGAGUCCAGACGUAACCACGAGCCCUCGGGGAUGGGACACUACGAGCUCAGCAGACUGCCUCCAGCGCCCUCCAAGUACGAGGACGGAGUACGGCGGAGGGAAGGGGGAGUCAUGGAGAAGUAUGCCCCUCUGAGAGGUCCUCCGGGCCUGCCUGAGCCCAGCACGUUCCUCGCUGAUCUGGAGAAAUCCACACAGAGCUUCUUCAGCCAGCAGAGGGCAUCGCUGUCCUUGACUAGUCAGUAUGAAUUGGAGGGGGCUGUUAAAAGAGGAGAUGCUGGAUUUAAGAGCCUGCAGGGACACCCGGGACACAGCAGACAUGGACAGGGAUUAGGAUUGGUCGCUGGGUCGGGGAUUGGACAGGUACCCACACUGUCGAUGGGUCCAGAAACAACUCUGAUCUAUGACGAGUUCCUGCAGCAGCACAGACGGCCGGUUAGCAAGCUGGACCUGGAGGAGAGAAGAAGAAGGGAGGCCAGGGAGAAAGGUUACUACUAUGAGCUGGAUGACUCAUAUGAUGAGAGUGAUGAGGAGGAGGUGAGAGCCCAUCUCAGGAGAGUAGCAGAGCAGCCGCCACUCAAAUUGGAAGACUCCACAGAGAAACUGGACUUCCUGGGAGCUUUUGGCCUCACCACUAUGGGCCGGCGAGAUGAGCUGGUGCAUCAGAAGAGAAGGAAGAGGAGGAGAAUGCUUAGGGAGCGAAGCCCCUCGCCGCCUGCCUCACAAUCCAAACGAACACCCCCUCCUCCUCCCCACCUCAUCACGCGCUUCACCCCAGAGGAGAUGGACAGAGCACCAGAGCUGGAGGACAAGAAGCGCUUUCUAACUAUGUUCAGACUGUCCCACGUCACUGUGCAGCAGAGGAGAGAUAAUGAAAGGGUGGUGGAGCUGCUUCAGGCCAUUAAAGAAAAGAGCGUAACCUUGGAUACCAUCAGGCAUGCCCCUCAUCCGCUGUGUAAGAGCCCUCCAGCAGCGCUCUCUGAUUCUACAUUAGCCCCGCCUCCCUCUGAAUCAGAAGACUACCACAGUGUCAGACCACAUAGCCCCCCCUCGCAGUGCCCAGCGUCCCCCAAUGGCCAUCCAAAACCCCUCGGGGAAACAUUAAGACCAAAGGAACCCCCCUCUCCAGCUGUCUACCCAGACAAGGCCCGGGGGCCCGGUGAGGGGCCGAUCUCUAAGAGGAGCUCCAGCCUGCUGAACAGCUUGCGGCCUCCGCUCCCCCUGCAGGCAAAAGAAGGUCUUCACAGCGUCAAUGGACGCACCAAACCCUGGGAUAGCUUCACCCCAGAGGAAUUUGCUCAGCAGUUUCAUGAAUCAGUGCUUCAGUCCACUCAGAAGGCUCUGCAGAAACACAAAGGUGGAGCCUCAGGGAUGUCGGAGUCGUCUCACCUCCAGGAGUCGUCUGUUCACUAUAACAUUCCAGAGCUUCAGAGCACCCCGGGCAGACCACCACAGCCUCACUCACAUCCUCACACGAACACACAUCCAUUUCCACAUCCACUCUCACACUCUCACCCCCAGUCCAACGGGCAGCACUUCUCCGUUCAACACCACCGGGAGGCCUCAGGGACAAGGGAGGACCUGUCGGGUCCAGAUGACUCUGAGGAGGAGGAUGAUGAGGAGGAAGAGGAGGCUCCUGUUUCAAAGUGGCAGGGGAUUGAAUCGAUAUUUGAAGCAUAUCAGGAAUAUGUUGAAGAGCAAAGUUUGGAACGACAAGUGUUGCAGAAUCAGUGUCGAAGACUAGAAGCUCAGAACUACAACCUCAGUCUGACUGCUGAGCAGCUGUCUCACAGUAUGGGGGAGCUGAUGUCCCAGAGGCAAAAGCUGGCGGUGGAAAGGGAGAAGCUACAAGCAGAGCUGGAGCACUUCAGGAAGUGUUUAACGCUGCCACAGACACACUGGCCGAGAGGGGGCCAUUACAAGGGCUACCCUCCCAGGUGACCCCGACACGCCCACCAUAUGGCCCCCAGGCCCUGCCCAGCGCCCCUUUCAGACUGACACCAGAGUUUAUUUUUCAUAGCCCGGUCCACAUGGCUCCAUGGAGGAGAACAUGCCUGGCUAGUUGGGAUGAAUGAGUGAAUUAAUGAAUGAAUGGAGUGAAUGGACAGAUGGAUGAUGCAGGACCAUACAGUGAAGGACCGGCGGUCUUGUGGCCAGCCAGGGACUGUGCCACGAGCCACUGGUGUGUGCCAAUGUAGCCAACCCUGACAUCAGUGAGAGUGUGGGACAGGAGCACCUGAAGAUCAACACAAACACACACAAAGAACACACAUGCACCUGCUUCUCACAGCGUCUUCAGUCCCUGCCGCUUUGCUGUUCGCUCCUUGCAUCCCUCACCACCACAGCUUCACAGACAAUCCUGCCAAUGAGGGAGCAGCUGCUCCACCAAGGCUGUUGUCAAAAGACUUGAACGCUCCAAAGGCUUCUGGCCAGUCGGGACUGAAUUUUACCCCCGUGGCCACAUGAGCUUUUUGAACUGGAAAUGCACUUAUGAAUAAAAGCUGAAGAACUACCUGGUGGUACUGUGUUACAACAGAGAACUGUUCAAAAUUAGGGAAGAACUUAAAAAAAUGCACAUUUUUGGAAAGAAUUAAGGAAAUGUUUUAUUUCGAAAUAGAAAAUUUGAGAAUAAGAAUUUUAAAAGGUGCUUCAGCCUUGUAUUGUAAAUAAUAUGAAGACUUAAAAGAAUUUUGUAUGUUUUUAUUACUUUAAUCAUUUUUCUUUUAAAAGAAAAAAAGCCUGCCAUUUUUAUAUGUUUAUGCUUUUUGGGUUGGAAAAGAAAGCCUUGCUUUUAGUGUUUGUACUGCUGCUGGCCAGAACAGCUCAUUUUGAGACAUUUAUCUGAGAGAGAGAGAGAGAAAACAGGAUACACACUCCGCCUUUCACUCUCUAACCCAUCCUCAGCCACCCCAUAUAGCAUCUGAGCUCAGCAAAGAUUACCCAGAGGUCCUGAGACACUGCUUCUGUCCUCUCAUCCCCCUCUGUCACAGCAACGUGUGUCUGUUUGAAUGUCAUGUCAGAAACCUGUUGGCAUGAUAAGUUGGCUAAAUAUCAUACAGAAACCAGCUGACAUCCACAGUGACAUGUUUUCUUUUAAUUGUUUUCUUUUUUUUUACUUUGACAUACUUGAUUAUUUUGUAAAGACAUGAAGUCUCUUAAGCAGCCAGCUGAAGAAUCUGUGUUUGAUGCUUUAUCCUUCCACUGGACCUGCCACUUAAGUUUUUAGACAUUUUGUUAACAUUGGACUCAAACGAUACAACGGUUUGCAUAAUGUUACGCCUUACAAGAUCAAGCCCUUAUCAGCAGCCAUGAGACACAGUGCCAAAAAGAAAAGCUGUAGCGUAUUGGACUUUUAAUUUGAGACAGCCAAACAUUCAAAUUGCAAUGGCCAUCUUCCAAUUCUGGACACCACCAUCAUUGAUCUUUGACCCGUUCUGGGACCAUCAUAAUUAUCAAAGUUGCCAACAUGUUAUAAAUCACAGAGCAGAUUCAAACUGAGCAUUUCUUUGAGGAUAUGAAAUCAGAUGAACCUUUCCUGAAACCUGUUUACAACCCUCUCCUGCUCUUAUACGCUGUAACACAUGCAGUUAGAGACCCCAAAAAGCCACCUAAAGGUUUAUAAACCAUUGCUUUGGAGUAAAACUGCACAAGCAAAAGUGGUCAGAUAGUUGGUGAUGAACUUUGAAAAUGUGCAGAACAUUCAUUCGUAAAAUCACUGAAGCACAACUCCCCCCUGCAUACAGUUUAUCAAUAAAGUGCCUCAAAGAUUUGGGAGCAUGUGAAUGAGUUGUAGUCUACACGUUGGACAUUGUACUCUUAGCAUCAGUGAUCAGGGACUUUACAUUUCAGAGUGUCUUCUGUACGUCUCACAUCUUUUCAAUUUGUGCAUGUCAAGAAACCACACAAGGCCCCUUUAUUCAAAAGCAUCCCCAAGAAUCAAUGUAAGCCAGUUUAUCAGAUGGAUCCAGAGUGUAGCUUGUCUUUCAUACGGAGCAGAAGAGUGCAGCCUGUCAGUCAAUAAGGGGGUCCAUAAGCUGAGGUAAGCUGCCAACAACCUGGGGAGGGAGGUGCAGUACAGCAAGUCACCCCCCACUCACUCAGCCGCCCUGUGUCUCUCCAGCCCGCGCACGCCGAUGCAAUAGCCCCAUCACUCAGUGGAGGAUGUCUAGAUGCUGUGAAAUCCUGUUUUUAAAAUGUACUUGUUUGAAUUCAUUGUAAUGUAAUAUAUUCUUUGUUGAAUGUAGUAAUUAGGUAUUUAUGAAUAUAUGGCUGUGAUUUCAGACAAAAAGAAAAUAAAAUAUUUCAAAAAUG
This is a messenger RNA of Notolabrus celidotus (New Zealand spotty), 9129 nucleotides long. It is a transcript of the gene gse1, whose product is annotated as Gse1 coiled-coil protein. The coding region runs from base 403 to 6759 and encodes 2118 amino acids. The transcript is spliced from 17 exons. NCBI's taxonomy places the organism in Eukaryota, Metazoa, Chordata, Actinopteri, Labriformes, Labridae. The record is from RefSeq and is a predicted model, not a curated record.